AUGGAGGCGGCCUCGCCGGCGGGACCCGCUGCCCCGCAGCCGCGCGCCCCGGGGGCAGCGGGGGGGCUGGGCAGCUUGCUGCGCGGGCUCAAAGGCCAGCUCUUCACCUGGGGGGGCGGCGCGGAGGCGGCGGCCGCGCGGACUCGGGGGCCGGUCCGGGUCCCGGCGGCUCGGCACGUGCGGCCGGGACGCGGCCGCCCACCUGGCUUUGUGAAGCGCCGCGCGCUCCUCCCUCGGCGCCCUCUUGGAAAUCGUGGGCUUGCGUGUGAGACGAUUUGGGGGAAGUCGGCCGCGUGGGCGCGGCUGGGUCGCUCCCCGGUGCCCAGCCCCCUCCCCUGCGCGGCGGGCCGGGGCCGGACGCCCCGGGGAUGUUGCGAAGGAGGGGUGUCCAGCCUCCGGCGCGGCAGGAACAUCUUGAAGACAGUUGCAUUGGGUCAGAUGUUGUCCUUGUGUAUAUGCGGGACGGCCAUUACCAGCCAGUACCUGGCAGAAAGAUACAGAGUGAACACGCCCAUGCUUCAGAGCUUUAUCAACUAUUGCCUGCUGCUUCUUUUUUAUACGGUGAUGCUGGCAUUCCAGUCAGGUAGUGAUAACCUUCUGCACAUCUUGAAGAGAAAAUGGUGGAGGUACGUCCUGCUCGGACUAGCGGACGUGGAAGCCAAUUACCUGAUUGUCAGAGCGUACCAGUAUACGACUCUAACCAGCGUCCAGCUUUUGGACUGCUUUGGGAUUCCUGUGUUGAUGGCGCUCUCGUGGUUUGUUCUCUAUGCAAGAUACAGAGUGAUCCACUUGAUUGCCGUAGCUGUCUGUCUGCUGGGCGUGGGGACGAUGGUCGGUGCCGACAUACUCGCAGGGAGAGAAGACAAUUCAGGUAGUGACGUGCUGAUUGGUGACAUCUUGGUCCUUCUCGGAGCUUCUCUCUAUGCUGUUUCUAACGUGUGUGAAGAGUAUAUCGUGAAGAAGCUGAGCAGGCAGGAGUUUUUAGGAAUGGUGGGCCUAUUCGGAACCAUUAUCAGCGGCAUACAGCUAUCGAUCGUUGAAUGCAAGGAUAUUGCCAGCAUUCAGUGGGACUGGAAAAUCGCCCUGCUGUUUGUGGCGUUUGCCCUCUGUAUGUUUUGCCUGUACAGCUUUAUGCCGCUGGUGAUUCAGGUCACUAGUGCCACCUCUGUGAACUUGGGCAUCCUGACAGCCGACCUCUACAGUCUUUUCUUUGGACUCUUUCUGUUUGGCUAUAAGUUUUCGGGGCUCUACCUCCUGUCCUUCACCGUCAUCAUGGUGGGGUUCGUCCUCUACUGCUCCACCCCCACGCGCACAGCCGAGCCGGCAGAGAGCAGCGUGCCGCCCAUCACCAGCAUCGGAAUCGACAACCUCGGACUGAAGCUCGAGGAGAACCUGCAGGAGACCCCCUCGGCCGCCUUGUAGCUGGGCAAGAAGGGGCACACACGCCUGAGGCUUCCUGGGAAGCCGGGGGCCGUCGCCGGGGGCAAGCAGAGCCCGCUGAGCACCGAGGGGACACUUGGAAAACUGGUAGGUGGGGAGUGAGCCCCGUAGCAUUGGACUGGAUCCGGUGGUUAAAUUUUACAAAGGAAUACAAAAUAAUGUAUCAAAAGUAGAAAUAUGAAGACAGGGUGGCUGGGAUCGUGUCUCUGUUUGAGAACCAAUAUCUGUUAGCGUCAGGGAGACAAGCUGUGCCCCCGUACUGGGGUCUUGGAGGCACAGGUGGGAGAGCAUUGAGGGGAGACAGCCAGGCACGAUCCAGCCUCAGGACAGGGCCUGAAAGUGGGCUGUCCAGCUGGGCUGGGCAAUCAGAAGUUGGGGGAGUCGGUGUGGUUUGGGGUAGGUUUCCACAGUUAGAGGCUUCUGGGUUUUGUCUCGUUUGAGACACUCGUUGUCCACAAGCCUUGUGGCCUUUAUACCACAGUGAGGUCUGGUGAUUGCAUAUGGCGGCAUGGGUGGGGUAGCCCUUGAGAAAUCCCGAGAUACAAGUGUGAGUAUCGUAGAUGUAGGAAAGAAGGGUCUGUACAGUAGACUGAGGAACCCUCUCUCCGUUGUUCAAAGAGGAUGCCACACUACUUCUCACCAAGUGUUUGUAAUGUGCCAUGAGACAUCAACUACCACUAUGCCACUUUACAACAACUCUGUAUGUAAACUUUUUUCUAAUGUAAUAAAGAAAUUGAGGGUAAAUGUUCAUGUUAUUAAAAGAUUUUGAUUUCAUGGAAAUACA
Molecule: messenger RNA, 2224 nt
Organism: Leopardus geoffroyi (Geoffroy's cat)
Lineage: Eukaryota; Metazoa; Chordata; Mammalia; Carnivora; Felidae
Gene: SLC35F2
Product: solute carrier family 35 member F2
Exons: 9
Coding region: 1-1422 (473 amino acids)
Biological process (GO): transmembrane transport
Cellular component (GO): membrane
Molecular function (GO): transmembrane transporter activity
Source: RefSeq, a predicted model, not a curated record